Molecule: messenger RNA, 411 nt
Organism: Necator americanus (New World hookworm)
Lineage: Eukaryota; Metazoa; Nematoda; Chromadorea; Rhabditida; Ancylostomatidae
Exons: 5
Coding region: 1-411 (136 amino acids)
Source: RefSeq, a predicted model, not a curated record
AUGCGCUUUAACGACAACCGUUGGACCAGAGCCGUGAGUGACUGGGCUCCCCGUGAUAUUAAGCGCACUACAAGGAGACCGCCGACCCGGAUUCUGUUGUGUAUUUGUAAAUGGUCUAUCGUUGGUCAUUCUCUUGCGACUGUCAUCGUCAAUUACGGAAUCCUGGCCAACACUGAAAAGAUCUGGAAUGGUUUGGAAAAGGAAGAUGAUUUGCAAAAAUCGAUGUUCCCGUGGCACCGGUUACGCCUCCGUUGGACAUCUGUUGGAUUUAAGAAAGUGAAGAAUCCUCCUAUGACAUCUACUUCCCCAAUCCAGAACGCUUACGAUUCGCCAAUUUAUCUACGUAUAGAGUUUGCAUGGCCAGAUUACCCCAAGCCGGAAGGAGCACGUUGGGAUCCUAAGCGAAUCUGA